Messenger RNA from Phaeodactylum tricornutum CCAP 1055/1, 1660 nucleotides. RefSeq lists its product with no specific name. NCBI's taxonomy places the organism in Eukaryota, Bacillariophyta, Bacillariophyceae, Surirellales, Neidiaceae. Gene Ontology annotation, molecular function: protein binding. Bases 51 to 1640 code for a protein of 529 amino acids. The transcript has a single exon. The record is from RefSeq and is a predicted model, not a curated record.
CUUUUCACUUCAUCCGACAAUGUGGAGAGAUUUUUUUUUCGUGAAAGGCAAUGAAGCUGGCCUCUAGAGUGAGACGCCUUUCGCUGCUCACAAUAAUGGUCGCGGGGGUCGUAGCUUUCUCGACAUCCGACGUCAAAGUCCUGACACGGCAAAUUCAAUCCGCAUCCAAAGAACGCGUUGCUGCCGUCGUCGAUUUCUUACUGUCUUCUGACUGUGACAAAGAUUCCCCCUUCCUGAAAGGCCUUCGUAUUUGUGGAAAAGCCAAGCGGGCGGAUCUGGCGCUCCGGCUGUAUCAGAAACAUCCCACGGAAGCCUGUCGAUCCGUUGCCAUUUCCGCAAUGGGCUUGUGUCAGGAGUUGGAGCUGGCGCUGCAGCUACUGCACGAACCUCCAAGCGCCACGGCAGCUGCUUACAAUGCCGCGAUCGCGGCUUGUGGAAAGUGUCGUAACUGGGAAGAGGCGAUGACUGUCUACAACGGCAUGCCGGUGGCUUUGAAAUCGACCUUGACGGCCAACGCGCUGUUGUCGGUGCUGGCACGGUACCAGCGGGGAACGGAAGCUUUCACAGUACUACAGUCCAUGCCAACAUCUCCGGAUAGGGUGAGCUAUCACUCUGUGGUUCGAGCAUUGACGCAAACCCCUAAUGGGCUAGCUGUGAUCUUGCCGGUCCUCACGAUGCUAAAAGACGCUGAUCUUGCUCCGACUGACGACAUCUUCGACAUGGCGAUCCAAAGUUGCCUGAAGCACAACGACGUUGGGCUCCUUCAAAAAGUCAAGCUGCUGAAAGACCCGGGGACACCCGCCACGAUUCCGGUUGCUCGUGUAUCCUGGGAAUUUUUGCCUAAAGUGGGGCGGGGGAAAAGUGGUUACUGGAAAAUGGGGGAACUCGUUCCAAGUCUUUCUCGUGGUAACCAGGACGGUACAAUUACGGUAGGAGUUCAGCCGCACAGGAAUCUGACGAGAUUUGGCAUUACCUUUGUUUUUUACCAGAAUGAAAUCAAACUAGGAUAUCUGCUGAUGGAGAAUUCUCCUCAACGUCAAGAGUCGAUGCUCAUGGGCCUACUCGUGACGAACACGAAAAGAGGUGGGGGUCUUUCCAAGAUAUUUCUGGCGUGCUGGCUGCGGUUUUGCGAAAUGGGCGAUCUCCGUCCAGUCACGGGUGUCAUACGCAAGCCUUUGUUGGCACUAGUCUUGCAACACCGCUUUGGCUUUCAGCCAGAAGCUGGCAAUGGCAUUGAAGUCGAAGUGUCCAUGGAGUCAAAACCGGGGGGAGAUGGUAGUGAGCAAGGUGACUCUUCAAGCAUUGUCUUAUCGGCGACAUCCACGACAAAGAACAUCGAGGGCGCUUUUUCGUCGCGUGAUAUUGCCAAACAGGGCUUGCGUUUGGAAACACGUACUGCGCUUGCAAGUUCCGCAGCUUCGGAUACCACUGGCCCAGUACAUGCAACUGCCGGUCGGCGUGUUUCCGUUCUGUGUCGCUUCAUCCCUCCACCGUCCGAAUACUGGCAGGACCAGGUGAAAGUAGUGCUCUCCGGUCAAACUUCGAAUGAGAGGUUUCGGUUCGAAAGCAACGUUGCAGCCUCUGACGUUCGGCGCAUAUUCCUCUUCGAAGGAAUCCAGACGGAGGCGCCACAAAAGUGAGGACAUUCUUCUGUUCGGUA